This is a messenger RNA of Mustela erminea (ermine), 1934 nucleotides long. RefSeq names its product glutamine amidotransferase like class 1 domain containing 1 (gene GATD1). Lineage: Eukaryota; Metazoa; Chordata; Mammalia; Carnivora; Mustelidae. Bases 63 to 725 code for a protein of 220 amino acids. The record is from RefSeq and is a predicted model, not a curated record. The transcript has 8 exons.
CCGGCGCCCCUCCCGCGCACGCGCACGCGCACGCGCACGCCGCGCCGGCCCCGGCAGCUGCGAUGGCGUCCGAGCGACUCCCGAGCCGGCCCGCCUGCCUCCUCGUGGCCAGCGGCGCCGCGGAGGGUGUGUCUGCCCAGUCCUUCCUUCACUGCUUCACGCUGGCCAGCGCCGCCUUCAACCUACAGGUGGCCACCCCUGGGGGGAAGACCAUGGACUUCGUGGAUGUGAGUGAGGGUAAUGCUCGCUGGGUGCAGGACUUCCGCCUCAAGGCCUACGCCAGCCCUGCCAAGCUGGAGUCCAUUGAUGGUGCCCGGUACCACGCCCUCCUGAUUCCCAGCUGUCCCGGGGCCCUGGCCGACCUGGCCAGCAGUGGCUCCCUGGCCCGCAUCCUCCAGCACUUCCGCUCGGAGAACAAGCCCAUCUGCGCGGUUGGCCACGGCGUCGCGGCUCUGUGCUGUGCCACCAACGAGGACCGGUCCUGGGUCUUCCAGGGCUACAGCGUCACAGGGCCGUCCGUGUACGAGCUCGUCAGGGCCCCUGGUUUUGCCCGCCUGCCCCUCAUCGUGGAGGACUUCGUGAAGGACGCCGGUGCCAGCUUCACUGCCAGUGAGCCGGAUGCCGUGCACGUGGUGCUGGACCGCCACCUGGUUACAGGCCAGAAUGCCAGCUCCACUGUCCCAGCCGUGCACAACCUGCUCUUUCUCUGCGGUGGCCGGAAAUGAGAUGGCUUCCCACCUGCCAGCGGACACUGCCCCCUCUAGAUGACCGGAUUCCUCAGGCCUCCAGGGACCCCGCCUCCUUGACAGCCCGAGAGUGACUUCUGGAUGCCCAGCUGGACUCAGCGGGAUUGUUGGAGGCCUCUGAGAAUUAGCCCCGAGGAGUGUCAGCUGUGGGGGAGGGGCUGCCCUCCCCACCCCCAGGCCCCUUGCCUUCCCUGGGGGCAGAGUAGUAGAGGGGCUCAGGGCCGUCAGGUGGUCUCUGAGAAUCCCGCAUGAGCUUGGCUCGGAGAGUUGGUUUGUGGGAGUCGGCCGUGGGGGUUCCCGUGUUUGUCUUGGAUCCUUUGGUCUUCCCGUGCCCAGCUGGCUGGUCCUCCCUUCUGCCUGUCCCUGUCCACCCUCACCGAGUCUGGUGGUGGUGCCAGGACCCUGUUGUGUGUGGUGAGGACAGGACCCAGGCCUCUGUGCCGCCCCCGACUCCUCUAGGUGUUGGUGGGGGAAGCUUUGGUCCAGCUUCCGUUUGCCCAAGGCCAGGGGGCAGCUUGUGAGGGACACAGGCUCCUGGCCCCCAGGCAGGCCCCAGACCCCUCGGUGCUGAAGGAGCAGCCCUGAUUUUAAUGCUUGCCGUGGGUGUGGGUUCAGAGUGUGACGGUAACACUGUGUGAGGCCAUCGCUUCUGACGCUGAAACUGCUGGGUCUUCAGAAAGCAGCACUGCUCGCCCAGAGCCCUGCCCACGUGGCGUGUGGGUUUGCAGCUGCCCCAGAGCUUUCGAGGUAGAGUGACCCAAGUGCGGGUCCUGCUGGCCGGGAGCCCUGGGGCAGUGCCCCUCGGUCUACACCUAUGUGUAGAGCCAGGCCUCCACAGGCCUGCGCAGGGGGUGCUCCGUACCGACGUGGCCACUCACCCUGCGGGCUCGCGGGCCUCCAGGGGCCGGGCAGGUCCUCUUGUGCCCCGACUUGGCUUGUGCGCUUCGCUGCAUCGGACCCCCCCGGAACGAAGAUGGGAAGGAGGCGAGGCCUCCCCCGCGCCACAGAGUGGGGAGAUGCAGCCCCGCCCCUCGAGUUCUUCUGAGGGCACCGUGCCAGGAGCUCGACGCCACGGCCCGGCUCGCCGGCUCCACGGAGAGGCCUGGGUCCUCCGGGCCUCGGUCACCACCAUAGGGUGGUCGACAUCUCUGGACGAGCUCUUUUAAUUAAAGUUCAUGCUUUGUGGGC